Molecule: messenger RNA, 1407 nt
Organism: Dracunculus medinensis (Guinea worm)
Lineage: Eukaryota; Metazoa; Nematoda; Chromadorea; Rhabditida; Dracunculidae
Source: the annotation of a GenBank genome assembly
UUUAGUUGGUUCGCUAUAGUGGCAGAAGCUAAGCAGUUGGAAGCAGAGAUGAAAAAACACAACGCAUUAAAAAGAGCUUUAAAACGAAAGCUAAAACUGCUCUCUGAAGCUCGCAUAAUACCGAAGAAAGAGGAUUUCAAAGAUAUACCACCGGCAUUAGAUGACCUACUUCACGCUAAUGGAAAAUCUAAUAAUUUUGAAGAAUUAAUGAAAUUAGCACGACGAGGCAUAAAACUUGGCAUGUCUUUAUCUGGAAAAAAUACAAGCGAUUUUGACCAAAAAGAGCUGAGAAUAGGGUCACCGCGAUUCUUCUCCCUUUUACCUGAUGAAAAUUCCGAUAAUACUAUAAAUCUCCUCUCACCUUCAUUGUUAAAUAUGCAUGACAAAGGGAACGAUAUUGAAAAUUCAGUCAGCGUUCCUAAAUUACUCGAAAGCCUUCGGUCUUCCAAGCUUAAAGAUCAUGAAGAUUUGAUGAAUUUGAUUUUUGAAGUGAGUGGCGUGAGUGAACAUCUAAAAAAAGCAAAGGAAAAAUUACAAGAAGAAAACUUGAAAAAUGCCAAAGGCAUUGACGGUCAACCAUUGUAUUUCACGAAAGAAAAUGUCACCGAGAUGUUUGGUGAUUUUGAAAAACGCAAAAUUGAAACUUUCGAAAAAUUGCACAAAACAUUCACUAAUGAACAAAAAGGAGAAUUGAAUGAUACAGGAAUGACGACAUUAACUCGCGAGCAAUUGUUCCUUAUCUAUGGAAAAGAUUCACCUUAUCAAGAUUUGAUGACCCUUCAUAGAUUAACAAAUAUAGUAAAUGAUGAUCAUCUUCAAAAACUCAUAAUGGAUGACAUACAUAAGUUAGCAAAUUCUAAGAAAGUUAUAGUUCUUUCACCUGCUGUUAUGAGGCCUAGUUUCAAUAGAACCAGUAAAUUAACGCCAGUCAUUCUUUCACCAGGUAUAUUGAAUCCAAGUGUUCUCAGCCCUUCCAUCCUUGGUCCAGUGAUUCUCAGUCCCGGGCUCUUUAAUCCCAGCUUCUUAUGUCCCAGGCUUCUUGGCCCUGUUAUCCUCAGUCCCGGAGGCUUCAGCCCUUUAGUGUUGAGCCCUGUGGCUCUCAGCCCAGUAGUGCUAUCGCCUGGAGUCUUUGGCCCUGUAGUGCUCAGUCCAACAGCUUUAUCACCAGGUGCUCUAAACGCGGGUUUCGGAUCUCCAGUUGUCCUCUCUCCAUUUAUUCUCAAUCCUGGACUGCUAAAUUUCUCAGCAAUGUCACCAUUAAUUUUGAGCCCAUUCGCUUUUUCACCUUCGAUUCUUUCAAAAACCUUCUUUUCUGCUCUCAUUCUUAGUCCAAUGGCUUUUUCGCCAUCGAUUGGCUCUCAUUCCCAAAAUGUUUCUGUUAUACUUUCACCUAAUCUUUUUAGUUAA